AUGCUCCAAGGGAUCCCAGGACCACAGCAGGUGCUAACCGCCUUGACGGGAUCCUUGGGACUUUCAAGUCUCCUUGGACCCGAGAUUGAAUCUUCACAGAGCAGCUUUCAACACUGCUCUAAGCCUGAGCUGAGCUGCCAAACUCCGUAUCAUGGCCAAAACAAAUGCUGCUUCAAUUAUCCCGGGGGACAGUUCCUUCAAUCGCAGUUUUGGGACGCCGACCCUGCCAUUGGACCGGAGGAUUCCUGGACCAUCCAUGGCUUAUGGCCUGAUUACUGUAAUGGAGGUUACCCUCAAUUCUGCGAUUCAAAAAGGCGGUAUAGCAACAUCUCCCUGAUCUUGACUGACUCAGGUAGAGGGGAUCUUCUGGAUGAGAUGCGUACCCUCUGGAAAGACUGGAAGGGCGAUGACCCGACUUUGUGGGAACAUGAAUGGAACAAGCACGGCACCUGUAUCAGUACCCUAGAGCCUCACUGUUACGACAUAUACUACCCGCAACAGGAUGUGGUAGACUACUUUGACAAGACAGUGGAGCUCUUCCGCGGAUUGCCUACACACGAAAUCCUUGCUGGUGCUGGGAUUGUCCCUUCAUACACGGAGACCUACUCCCUGAGCGAGAUUCAUGACGCUCUAGUGAAGGCUCACGGGGCCGAAGUUGUCGUUAGAUGUCGUCACCAGAACCUGAACGAGGCUUGGUAUUUCUUCAAUGUCGCUGGACCUUUGCAAACAGGCAAAUUCGUCCCAGCCAACCCAGAUGGCCAAACAUCAAAUUGCCCUUCCAAGGGCAUCCGGUAUCAGCCAAAAACACCUCGAAAAGAUGAACCAACCAAAACACGAAGACCAUCAGAGCCAACAAAUACCGGUACACCGAACUCAAAACGAGGGAACCUGGUCGUCUCAACACAAGGCCAACAAAGGGGCUGUAUUAUCAGCCGCGGAGCCUGGUUCACAUCAGGGACUUGCGCAACAUUCCGAAUUGAAAAGACUUCUGAUGAGACAUUCACAUUGCAGUCCAGUAAGGGCAAGUGCUCUUUUCAAAAAGAUACAUUCAGCUGUGGUCCUCAGAUCAAGAACCCAGUUGAAUUCAGUAUUCAGGAUGGCAAGCUCUCUUACCGGGGAAAUACAACAUUCUUUGCGGACAAGGCACCUAAAGGCCCUACAAAGAGCAAAAUCUAUGCGACGCAAGAGGAACAUCCGAUUGAGCUGACCAUAACGUGGAGAGGAAGUCAUUAA
Molecule: messenger RNA, 1233 nt
Organism: Aspergillus nomiae NRRL 13137
Lineage: Eukaryota; Fungi; Ascomycota; Eurotiomycetes; Eurotiales; Aspergillaceae
Product: T2 family ribonuclease
Exons: 6
Coding region: 1-1233 (410 amino acids)
Biological process (GO): RNA catabolic process
Cellular component (GO): extracellular region
Molecular function (GO): RNA binding; ribonuclease T2 activity
Source: RefSeq, a predicted model, not a curated record